AUGCGACUAUCUCCCCUCUUGUGCUCACCUUUCUCCAAAAUCCCUCCCUGUGGACAGUGGGUCUCCGGAAACAACGUUGUGACACAGGAAGCUUGCCACUCUCUUUCGACUAUCCGCAUUCCAUCACUUUCCCAUUUACAUUCGCUCGAUCAAAAGCAAGACGAACGUCUCCAUUAUAUCCCAGCGCCAGGUGCUCCUCUGCUCAAGCCCAGAGCACUUCCAAAUAUCGAAAACGAUUCUUUUAGUUCAUCGGACUCUUUACCACGCUUUAUGUCUGAUGUAUUCUCCAUCGGAGUUACCACUCGACUGCCAGCGAAGCGUAAGCUAGACACGAUGGAUGGAUGGGACCAUUCCGUCGAUAAUCCCAGUCUCAGAAUGCACAAGCACACUCUUAAAAAGCAGUGGCGACAAAGGGCGCGAAGUCACUGUUUACGCAGAUAG
This is a messenger RNA of Serpula lacrymans var. lacrymans S7.9, 441 nucleotides long. RefSeq lists its product as uncharacterized. Lineage: Eukaryota; Fungi; Basidiomycota; Agaricomycetes; Boletales; Serpulaceae. The coding region runs from base 1 to 441 and encodes 146 amino acids. The record is from RefSeq and is a predicted model, not a curated record. The transcript has 4 exons.